AUGGGCAUAAUUACAGUCUCUAUGUUUUUAUGCUGUAUCACAGUUAAUUUGCAUUUUCGAACAGCAGAAACUCAACAACCUCCAAAAUGGUUAAGAAAAUUUACAGCUCUCAUGGGUUGGUUACUUGGUAUCAACAUUGAUGAACUUGAAUUGGUUGAAGAAACUGUCCACUUAAAAAUUCGUACAAUACCAUAUGAAUCACAAAAUACGCCAUCUGUUAAUAAUACUCAUAAAAAACAAACAAUUCAUUAUAAUAAUAGUAGUAGUAGCGGAAGUUUAAAAGAACUGUCAAAUUCUCAACAUCAUCCAUUGUAUUAUUCAGCAUCUGGAUCAUUGUCGUCAAUCCAUGAUAAUCCAAAAUGGAAUAAACUAUCUCACCACAGUUGUUAUGAUCGUUAUUUUAAUUCUAAUGAUAAAUAUUGCACAUAUUAUCCAAACAUAUCUAAACAAGCAUCAUUUGAACUUCGCUCUAGAGAUAUAAUAUCUAGUGAUUUAAACAAACAUAAUAUUAACCAAUCAGCAAUGAUUUAUAAAAAUAUUGAUAAUAAUAGUAGUAAUAAUCCAUUGAAAUGUUCAACGUGUUCAAUGGUUAAUUCAACUUGUAAAUGUUAUCAUCCAGGGGAUAUCUCUUCACCUAUAUAUUAUUAUCAAAAUACAAAUGAUAUGUUGCCUAAUCAUUCAGAUAAUAGACAGUACAGCAUGUCAUCUAAUACAGAUUUAACAAAUUCACGUUAUUCCUUACCAAUAAAUAUUUGUUCAGAUGACAAUAGAAUAAUAAGUUGUCAGUUAAAUGAAACUGAUGUAGAGAAUAUAAGUCUGUUAAAUUAUUGGAAUAAUAAUGAACAGCCUCAAGAUCACCAUCUCCACGAGCAUCGCGCUCCUCCUCGUCAUUACCAUCAAAACUAUGAAGAAGAGAUUAUUCAAGCAACAAUUCCACCGAAACAAAAGUCAAAAAUCAAACCGGAGGCAGCAAUUCCUCAACCGUCUACAUCACGUUUACAACAUUUCUAUCCAAUCAGUUUGAAUAAGCUAUCAAAAUUAACUCAAAAAGAACGUCAGUCACUGAGACGUAUUAAACAAGAUAUUAGUUAUAUAACAAAAGCAGCAAGACAAUUACAAGGUGAACUGAAAGAACGUGAUUUAAAAGAGAGAAUUAUUGAACAAUGGAAAAUAGUUGGUAUUGUUUUAGAUAGAAUAUUUUUUAUUAUAUAUUUUAUAACAGUUCUUCUGUCUACUCUAUUAUUUCAUCCAACUCUUAUAGAUGAUUCUGUUGACGAUUAA
Molecule: messenger RNA, 1281 nt
Organism: Trichobilharzia regenti
Lineage: Eukaryota; Metazoa; Platyhelminthes; Trematoda; Strigeidida; Schistosomatidae
Source: the annotation of a GenBank genome assembly